UGUCUGUUUGCUGUUCUUUGUGUUUACAGAGGACAAAAGGGAGAGUGUCCUUCCCAGUGCUCUGUUUCCCUGUAGACCCAUUACUUUGCAAGAACUGUGACUCCAAAGGCUGAAUUUGCAUUUAAACAAAUAGUCAUGUUUGUGUCAUGGCUUGGUUAUUCAUCUCAUGUCACCUUGUGGAUACUGGUGUGUUUUUCCCCACAGGACUCGAGCCCAUACUAUGGUUUCCAGCAGGAGGGGGGGCGGCCUCCUCCUUAUAACCCUGCCAUAGGGGGGUAUCCUCCGUUCACGCUGCAGUACCCGUCCAACUUGCCCCAGUACUCCCCCCAAGCCAUCCCCAUCCACAAUAUUGCCGCACCGGAGCUGUUAGAGCCCACCCUUAACCGCACAGGGCAAAAGAGGAAAUACAUGUGUAUUGUGACAUCUGUUGUCUGUGUUGUUCUUCUCCUGGCCGUGGUCGCGAUCCUACUGUGGUAUUUUCUCUACUUCAGGUGUGUUUUUGGGAUGUCCUGUGGAGAUGGUGGUUGCAUCAGUGUGUCCCAGUGGUGUAAUGGUGUGAAGGACUGCCCUUUGGGGCAGGAUGAAACCCAGUGCUUUCGGCUCUAUGGUUCCAGCUCUGUUCUGCAGGCGUAUUCAACACAAAGCAGAUCGUGGAAGAUGGUGUGUGCUGCUGGAUGGAAUGACGCCUUUGGGAGAGCAGCAUGUGAACAGAUUGGAUAUGACAGGCAGUCCUAUGUGGGCUAUGAGAUGACCACGGUAAACCAGGACCUGGAUGGCUACUUGACACUGUUGCCUCAGGCGACUCCACAGAACCUUCUACACAGUUGCCUCGUCCUCUACACAACAUGUUCAGUUGGCAGACUUGUAGCACUGCAUUGCAUUGACUGUGGGUCCCGGGUUAUCUCAGAUUCCCGCAUUGUGGGCGGACAGGUGGCCAAGCCAGGGGCGUGGCCAUGGCAGGUCAGCCUGCAGGUCCAGAGGGAGCACUUGUGUGGCGGCUCCAUCAUCACCCCUUACUGGAUCGUGACAGCGGCACACUGUGUGGAAGGGAUUUCGAGCCCCUCCAACUGGACUGUCUAUGCUGGCCGUCUCUCCCUGUCUGACAUGUAUCGCUCUGUUGGGAACUCGGUAUCUCUCAUCGUCUCCAACAAGUACAACAGCAACACAAAGAACAAUGACAUUGCUCUGAUGAAGCUAAGGAACCCACUUACAAUGUCAAAUGUUGUCAAACCCGUGUGUCUACCCAAUGCUGGCCUCAACUUUACGGCUCCUCGGCAAUGUUGGGUUUCUGGAUGGGGGGCAACUUAUAGUGGAGGAUCAGUGUCCCAGGUUCUGAAGGAGGUCCAGGUCUCACUGAUUGACAGGAGCACCUGCAACAGUCCAUCUGUGUACAGUGGCGAGAUCACAGACACAAUGAUCUGUGCUGGAAGGUUACAGGGUGGAGUUGAUUCCUGCCAGGGUGAUAGCGGGGGACCCCUGGUCACAGAGGAGAAUCAUCUCUGGUGGCUGGUGGGGGACACAAGCUGGGGUUAUGGCUGUGCUGUGAGGAACAAGCCUGGAGUGUACGGCAAUGUGACUGUUUUCCUCCGCUGGAUCUACGAACAGAUGCAGAAAUACAAAUGAAGAAUCACUGGG
This is a messenger RNA of Scleropages formosus (Asian bonytongue), 1635 nucleotides long. Its product is annotated as transmembrane protease serine 2-like. The record is from RefSeq and is a predicted model, not a curated record. The coding region runs from base 136 to 1623 and encodes 495 amino acids. Gene Ontology annotation, biological process: proteolysis. The transcript is spliced from 12 exons. NCBI's taxonomy places the organism in Eukaryota, Metazoa, Chordata, Actinopteri, Osteoglossiformes, Osteoglossidae. Gene Ontology annotation, cellular component: membrane. Gene Ontology annotation, molecular function: serine-type endopeptidase activity; protein binding.